AGAAUUUACAGGUUUAAACAAGAUAAAAACCGUUCCUCUUCUUCAUCAAGGAAAAAAAAAAAAAAACCGUUCCUAUUCCUUCUCUGAUCAUAUUUUGCUCUGUGCUUAUCCGACCAUGGCGCAGGCGACGGAAUCUAGAGUGUUUUUACACGUCUACUGCUUGUUAAGGGAUACCCCGCAGGAGGAUGUCGCCGUCUUUGAUCGCAGCAACUUCAACUUCACCAUUCAAAUCACUUCGUAUGAAGAAAAGGACGGCAUCGUGGUCUCUGAUUCUGUGGAUUUCGUUCACAAAAUGGACCUCCCGCGUGCUCGGUUUCCCCAGUCAGAGCUUCACCGCAUCUUAGGAGACUACCUGGUUGAAAUCGGAGGACCAGAGUGCAAUGUCGACGCCUUAUUGGCCACGGUUAUCCCUCCGAUUAAGGAGCGUAUAGAUCAAGAUGCAAGUUGGAGGAUCGAAUCGGUUAUUUUUUGCAUUCACAGGCCAGUUAGAUCAGAGGACGAGUCAGAUUCAUCGGAAGGUACGGUUCUUCAAGAAUCAGUGGAAGAAAGUGAGCCAAUUUCGAAGGAAGACGAGCAAGAUUCAUCGAAGGCUAGGGUUUUGAGGGAAUCCAAGGAAGAAAGCGGCGGCAAACUGAUUUCGGCGGCCAAAGAAUCAAUUGGAACACUGGAAAGAAUCAGGAUCACAGAUGAAUGUACAAUUUGUGAGAAGCACCUGGCGGAAUCAGCAGAUUUGAUUCGCAUUCCGUGCUCUCAUCUCUUCCACGAAGGUUGCAUUGUACGGUGGCUCAGUAAAAGCAAGCUAUGUCCUCGCUGUGGUUUCGCAAUUCAGACGACUCGCCCCUUCUAAUUCCCAAAGCUUCGAUUCUUUUUCCCAUUUUUAGGUGAGUGGCCAAAAUCCCUAUUGCUAAUAAAAAUUAGGAUUCCAU
Rubroshorea leprosula is the source of this 926-nucleotide messenger RNA. The record is from the annotation of a GenBank genome assembly. Lineage: Eukaryota; Viridiplantae; Streptophyta; Magnoliopsida; Malvales; Dipterocarpaceae.